GCUUUGCAGAAGAAUUAUUUGACAUUGAUGAACCGAUACCUCUUCUUCCAUGAGCCAAAGUGCAGGUUGAUGAAGAGGAGAACCACCGACAGAAGGAGGAGAGCGUCGGGGAACUCCUGAAGACUGUGGAGAAUGUGAGCAUAGCGAUUCCUGAACGGUUCGCAGAUCCGCCAAGCAUCUGCAAGGUCCCCGAGGAGCUCACCGAGGGCAGCAAUGGCGCCUACAUCCCCAAGGUUGUCUGCAUCGGCCCGCUCUUCGACAGCAAGCGCAAAACGGACAGGAUGGCCCGGCUGGAGCACUACAAGUGGUGCUGCAUCCGCAAGUUCAUCGUAGGGGGCCUGCACCCACCUGCUGCUGCCGGGACAUCGGAGUCAGAGGCCUGGUCGCCGGCGGUACACGAGCCGCUGCUUCGCGAAUGCAUGGACACGAUGACGCGGCUCCUGCCGUGAAUUCGUGCCUCCUACAACAGAAUGUCGUCCUCCAAGGACACGAGCGACGAGGAGCUGGCGACGAAUGUGCUUCUCGACGGCUGCUUCAUCCUCCAACGCCUGCUCAAGUACACCCGAAUGGCCAAAAGAUCUUCCGGGGAAGGAAACGACGAGGACGAUGACUGGGCCCAGCUAAUCGGCCGGAAAUGGGUCUGGGGAACCGUGAAGCGCGACCUACUUGUGCUUGGAAACCAGGUUCCCUUCUUCGUCAUUCAGAAGCUGUUCAAGCACCUGGGGAGAAAGAGCAAGAGCAACAGCUAUGAUGGUGAGCGUGACGGUGACAACGACAUCCUCCUCUACGGUGGCCUCCAGCUAUUUAGCUCGUUCCAUCCUCGCCCGAUGCAUGCCUCGCCCAUCGCCAGGCACGACGUGCACCACCUCCUCCACCUGUUCUACCUCUCCAUCGACCUCGCCCGCUCCUCGCCUUGGCACCGUGACUCCACCCGCGGCCAGGGCCCCCCGCAGAGAAAGUCCGCACUGCCGCCAGACCUAACAUGGUGGGCGCCGAGCGCCGAGGAUCUGGACGCGGCUGGCGUUCGGAUCCGUGCACGCGAUGAUGGCACCGCCACCAGCUUCCUCGACGUGAAGUUCCACCGAGGCGUCCUGGAGAUCCCGCCGCUGAAGCUAUUCGACUACAGCGAGGCCUUGUUCCGGAACCUGAUCGCAUUUGAGCAGACCUACCCGUUCACGCCGGGCCGCAUCACCACGUACGCCAUCCUCAUGGACUGCCUCCUCAAGACGGACGAGGACGUGCGCCUCCUCCACCAGAGCGGGGUGCUCGUGAACCGCAUGAACGACGAGAGGAAAUACGCCGCCACGGGGUUCUUCAGCCGCCUCUGCGCUGAGGCACGCACCUCGGCCAACCGCAACCACCUGGCCGACGUGAUGGAGGAGGUCGUGAGGUACCACAGAGGGAGAUGGCCCAGGUGGCGUGCCGCUCUGGUGACCAACCCUUGGGUGACCACCUCCCUCGUCGCCUCCGCGGUCUUGCUAGGCUUGACCGUGCUGCAGACCUACUACACUGCCAUUGCCUACUACAAGCCAACCAAGUAAUUAUUAUUGGACGCGACUAACAAACAGUCGACUGUACGCUAAGCAUUAGAUCCACACGAUCGUAAACCCGGUCUUUUGUUUCAUUACUGAACGAUUGCCCCCUGCCAGCAUGCGAUGCCAUUUCCAGCGCAAGUUUGCAUGCAUUCGCUCACCAGUACUAGUUAUGAACAAGACAAAAUU
Messenger RNA from Triticum dicoccoides, 1721 nucleotides. Its product is annotated as UPF0481 protein At3g47200-like. The transcript is spliced from 2 exons. Lineage: Eukaryota; Viridiplantae; Streptophyta; Magnoliopsida; Poales; Poaceae. The coding region runs from base 471 to 1541 and encodes 356 amino acids. The record is from RefSeq and is a predicted model, not a curated record.